UAACUUAACAAUAAAGUGACGAAAAGUGAUUUUAAAAUAAAUAAAAAUAGUGUUUAACACAUUUUGUGAUAGCAAAGAGUUAACCGACUACAAAAUCAAGUGUGUAUGUGUUAUAUUUUGUGGAACUUUCGUGAAUCUGCGGUGAAAUCGAACCAGGUCCCCGUGCCAUGUGCCACUAAGACGUUCUCCACACGACGGGUAGCGACGCGCGCGCCAUGCUGGGCGUCUUCCCGGUGCGGUGGCUCUCCGGCCUCAAGGAUGGAGGAGUCGCCAACCAGUUCAUCAUGGCUACCAUGGUGACGAUCCCUGCCCUAAACUUCGGCAUGUUGAUGGGCUGGCAGUCUCCCAUGACGCCACUACUGCAGUCCCCGGACGGGCCAGCUCCCGAACCCAUCACGGAUGACACUAUCUCUUGGAUGGCAGCCAUCACCUUCUUACCCCCCAUCUUCUGCGGGUUCAUGGUGGGAGACCUCGCUGAUAGAUGGGGGAGGAAAUUUACCACGUUGCUGACGGCCUUAAUGCUUGUGAUAAGUUGGUCCAUCACUCUGAUCUCGCUCCGUCCCUGGGCGCUGAUCGCGUCACGAGCGGUCGCCGGUCUCGCCUGCGCCGGCUGCUAUGUCGUCAUACCUCUUUACCUUAAAGAAAUAGCCUCGGACAACAUCCGCGGCGCGCUCGGCUCCCUGUUCAUCCUGUCCCAGAACCUGGGCUACCUGGUGGUGUACGUCGCCGGUGACAUGCUGUCCUUCGCGGCGGUGCUGUGGCUGUGUGCUGCUGUGCCCGCUGUGUUCCUGGUGGCCUUCAUCGCGAUGCCGGAGACCCCUGUGUUUCUGGUGAAGCAGGGGAAGAUUAAGGAAGCACGGGCAGCACUCGCGUGGCUCCGAAACACCACCAUAGACAACAAGGAUCUAGAAGAAUCCAGGAAUAUACAACCAAGUCUUAAACCAAUCCAAGACAAAACAACAUUCAAAGCCUUCCGGAUAUCAGUCAACGUGAUGCUCUCCCAGGAGACGUGCGGCUACCUGGUCGUGCUCAUGUACGCUGGAUCCAUCUUCGAGAAAGCGUCGGAGACCAUCAGCCUGAAGCUGAGCCCCAACAAGCAGACGAUAGUGGUGGGCGCGAUACAGAUGCUGGGGUCAGUCGUGGCCAGCUGUAUUGUGGAGAAGACUGGGAGAAAGUGGCUGUUAGCCGGUACGUCAUUCGCGACGGGUCUGUCGAUGCUGGCGCUCGGAGCCUGGUUCUACAUCACCUCAUUGAACGUGUGGCUGCCAGGCUGGCUGCCCGUCAUGGCCAUGUGUCUCUGCAUCUUCGCUGAUGCGGCAGGGUACCAGCCAGUACCUUACGUCAUUACCUCCGAACUGUUUAGUUUCCAGCACCGUGGCAUGGUGACAUCCUUCGUCAGCUCCAUAGACGCCCUCAGCGACUUCCUGCAAACGAAGGCCUACGACCCCCUCCUCAAACUCCUGGGAAUCCACUGGGUCUUCAUCAUGUUCUCCAUGGUUUGCUUCCUUGGGACCUUCUACACCGUCAUGUGGGUGCCGGAGACCAAGGACAAGACGGUCGAACAGAUCUACGCGCUGUUACAAGAUGGAAGGCAGAAGGAGAAGAGGAAAGGGGAGAAAGAAGAUUUGGAGAAUGGAAAAGAAAUGAGUAGGUUGUAGGUUAUAAGUCAUGUGGAAAGGAUUUGUCGGGUUUUGAGAUUGUCUUGAAUAGUAGGGAAUUGUUUAGUGCCAUUGUAAUUUGUGAUGAAAGUGAACAUGACUGAUGAGUUAAGUUUUGGAAAUACAAAAUAUUCAUGACUUGUCACAUUUCUUAUAACUUGACGAGAAUAUUUUGAGAACUGUUUAAAGUAUAAACAUUCUAUCUACUUAACUUUUCUUACACGUGCAAGUAUUUGAAAAAUCACAUAAAAAGUAAAAUGUUUAUAUUGUCUGUUUAUCAAUAUAUUUUAUAUAACCUUAGCCAUAGGUGUUUAAAAAAAAUUCGUUCUCGUCUCUCUUACAAUGUUUUCAACGAUGUUUGUAACAGUUUCAGUACCCCACUUACAGAUGUUUAUUUAAAAUGUGUUCCGAAAUAGUAUGGAACCCCAUAUCUAUAUUAUAUUUUUUAAUCCAUUUUGUCUUCGUCUGUGAACAGGUAGUGCAUUCCUACGUGUAACAGUUGGAAUGUUUACGACUUCCGACUUCAUAAGACAUUUUAAAGUCUUUGUUAUAAGUUAGAUGUCAUUGCCUUUGAAUGUAAUACAAUGUUGCGACAAAUAAGGAGUCAAUUUAUCAUUUCAAAUAAUUUGCAAAAAUAUUCAAUGCAAAUAAGCAUUUCAAUAAAUAUAUGAAUUGUAAAAUGUCAAUGUUCAGUUUAAAGUUUGUACAUUUUGCUUAAGUCAGUAACAAAAAAAUGCGUUGUUACAAUAUUUUAAAAUCAAAUCAUGUCAAAAUCUUUAUGUGACAUUAAUAUUUAAUUUUUUAUGUGACUAUGAAAACACAAAGCCAUACAAAAUCACAUAGAAUUUGUCCCACGAUGAAGAUAAUCUCAAAACACAACAGAUUCCUACCACAAAAAAUGUCAAAGGGUCUAUCACCACCUUUUAAAGUGACAUUACUGCAUUUGCAGAACAGAGAUGCCGCUCUACCCAUAGCGUUGUCUCUCAAAGCUGCAGUAAUCUUACUUCAAAACGCGGCGGUAGGCCCGCAGGUACAAAUGGACCACCCAAGUGAUUGCGGGUUAAAAUGACAGGCUAGUGACCAUAGAGUAUUUAUUAUAAGUAAUGGAAUAAAAACUAUUGGAGAAUUGCGUCAUUUUAGUGACAUUUAUUGACAAUUGAAUUCUAUUUGCACGCUCUUUUUAAUACUGCUUUUUACGUCACUAUGACAUAAUUUGCCCUUUAAUGAGACAAUGUUCCUGCACUUUAGCAAUUUGCGAGGAUUAUAUAGAAAAAAGGACAUAGUCUGACAAAUAUUCUGAGGUCUGAUUUUAAAUUCAAUUAAGUAUGUGUGUCGUUUAUAUUUUUUUCGAUUGGUGUGACGAUUUAUAUUUCAAAAAUAUUUUGUGUAAUUUAAAACAUUCAAUAGUUUUGUUUGACGUAUCUAUGAAGUACGUAUUAAAAAAGUAACCAUUCAGUCGGACCUCACAUGAAUAAAAACUCUGUCAAACUAAUACAGACCUUAUUCGAAAGUCUUAUGAUUUAUUUUUAAAAACACUGGCACUAGCUAUUACAAAUAUUUUAACCAUAAUCAUAUUCUAUGGCCAUUCUGUACCUGCAAUUCAAAUCUUUCAGCUCUACAAUUUUAAACUUUAAAUGUAUUAAGUGAAAGUACAUUAUUGUUUGCCGAAAGAUGAUAUGUGCCUCCCGACAACUGAUUGUGAUAUUUUAUGACGAAUUAAUAAUGUUUAGUAAUUUGGUAUUAUUAGUUUAAGAUGUCUGAAUGACGUUAAAGAAUAAUUUAUAUCAAACUGAA
This is a messenger RNA of Trichoplusia ni (cabbage looper), 3452 nucleotides long. Its product is annotated as solute carrier family 2, facilitated glucose transporter member 8-like. The record is from RefSeq and is a predicted model, not a curated record. Gene Ontology annotation, biological process: transmembrane transport. Bases 216 to 1658 code for a protein of 480 amino acids. The transcript has 10 exons. Gene Ontology annotation, cellular component: membrane. Gene Ontology annotation, molecular function: transmembrane transporter activity. NCBI's taxonomy places the organism in Eukaryota, Metazoa, Arthropoda, Insecta, Lepidoptera, Noctuidae.